GGGGGGGUAUAUGUCAUAUCUUAUUGGUCCUGGUGACCAGAAGGCAGCGAAGUCCUGCUGAGCGCUGAACGCUGACCGGCCGACGUCGGCCCUAAGGGCAAAAUUGUAUGAGGGAUUUAAUUACCUUAGUAAGACUGGGCCCCGUGUGCACUGCACAAAGGCACCCAGUCGUUUCAUGUACUCCGAAGGAGUUCGUUGAGGACGAUGAAGAGAGGGGUGGAGGGAAGACUUUAACGAUGGCUUACUAUACCCUAUUCUCACCUCCUCGUUUCUCUUGUCUGGCUCGUUCGCUCACUCGCCUUCUCCCUCUCGCUCCACCGGCAACGGAAGAACUUCGUUCGCGGAUUUGCGCCGGCCCUUCUGCCUCCUGAUGCACGACGCCCCAAAUCGAGUAAACCCCAAGACACGCCGUCCGGCACGGCAAUCACUGCGUGUCUGAUGGUCAGCCUUUGAAUCCCGUAUAACCGCUUUAGGGUCGGCCGACCCGGCGCAUAUUGCCCUCUGAGCACACCCCAGC
Messenger RNA from Aspergillus uvarum CBS 121591, 517 nucleotides. RefSeq lists its product as uncharacterized. The coding region runs from base 108 to 371 and encodes 87 amino acids. The transcript has a single exon. Lineage: Eukaryota; Fungi; Ascomycota; Eurotiomycetes; Eurotiales; Aspergillaceae. The record is from RefSeq and is a predicted model, not a curated record.